This is a messenger RNA of Clarias gariepinus (North African catfish), 3722 nucleotides long. RefSeq names its product nuclear receptor interacting protein 2 (gene nrip2). Bases 560 to 1447 code for a protein of 295 amino acids. The record is from RefSeq and is a predicted model, not a curated record. NCBI's taxonomy places the organism in Eukaryota, Metazoa, Chordata, Actinopteri, Siluriformes, Clariidae. The transcript is spliced from 6 exons.
GCUGGCAAAAGAUAAAGGGGACGUAUAGUAUGAGACAGAGGAGGUGCUGAGAAUGAACGAGAGAGUACUACAUUGGAGAGGUUGGGGGAGGUAGACAGAAUGAGAGGUGAGAGAGAGAGAGAGAGAGUGAGGGAGGGAGGAGGAUGCACAGUUCUGCAGCGCUGCAAGGACAGUGAGCUUCUCAAAGAGAGCAAGAGAACAGAGAGACUUGAAGCUCAGCCUGAACACCAUACACACAGCUGACCAGAGGGCAACGGGCAACAACACAUACUCACAGCAUCGUCAACGACCAGGCUGGAUCAAGUCCAUUAGAGGCAUCUGGGGACAGGUCACAAGAUGUCAUUUUUCUUUUAGAAACCCAUCAAAUGCAGAGAUCAUUUUUCUGUUCUCUAGUCUAUGAACUAUGAAUGAGAGAGUGUGUGUGUGCAAGCCUCGUUAAGCUUCAGGGUCACACCGUUACUGGCUUACGCCACAGUGCUGUGUAAGAGGAGCCCGAGCAAGACGAAGAACCAAAGCCAGAGUUUUGGACAACAAAAGAACUGUUGGGUCAAGAGGUACCAUGAGCGAGUCCAAGAAACGUGAGGUGGAGCUGAGGGAUAAAGCCAUCAUGCACCAGCAGAGGAGGCUGAAGCAGGCCACGCAGUUCACGCACAAGGACUCGGCUGACCUCCUGCCUCUGGACGGUCUCAAGAGGCUGGGGACCUCCAAAGACUUGCAACCUCACAGCAUUGUGCAGAGGCGCCUCCUGGAAGGCAAUAUCUCACGGUUAUGUGGGGAGGCAUGGGAGACCCCGUCCCGCGUGCGCUCACCUCUCGCUGACAGCAAGGAAGGUGCUGAGGCAGAGGAGAAGAGCGAAAGCACUGUUGAUGACUCCACUGAGGAAAGAGAGUCACCGGAGGAGAGCGAGAAAAGUCUGAGAUCCGAUGAGGAUGACGAGGAGGAUGAAUAUCCUGUUGGAAAGGCAGUGCUCAAAGAGAAAUGGAUGGAGGCAGGAAGAGACAGCGAAGAAGCAGGACCAGAGCAGAGGAAGAAAGUGUCCAACCCCUCAGCUUUGCAGGUGCAGUGUAAGUGUGGUGAUGCUGAGGUAAAGGUCUCCAUUAACACAGGCUGUCAGUUUAACCAUAUCUCCAGUACAUGCUGCAGAAGGCUGGGACUGAAAAUCAGUCCCAGGGUUAAGCCAGGGACUGAGAAGAGUGAGUCCAUCCCUCACACUGUGACAUCCGUGCAGAUCCAGAUUGGAAGCAAAAGAGUUCACUGUACUGCUCAGGUCACAGACGAUGAGGCGUUUGAGCUAUGCCUGGGCCUACAGACUCUGCUGGAGCUCAAAUGCUGUGUUGACCUGAACAGCAGAGUUCUGCGCCUGCAUAGCAACGGCGAGGAGCUGCCCUUCCUGGAGACACCUACUUGUAGCCAGUGCCAUCACCGUGACAACAACAAAAACCUGUGACCUUUGACCUCACCCUUCUUCAAACCCUACUGAAAAUGAGUGGGAAUUUGGACCACAGCCAUCACGCUCCUCUUUUACCUCUCCUAUUUCCUCCUCUGAUUUCCCCCCUACAACCUUUCAUGUUGGUUUGUGUGUUAAUUUUCAGCAAUUUCUGUGCUCAAAUUGUGUUUCUAAUAAUAAAGUGUAUCUAAUUACAAAUUGGGAAAUUAAACAAUAGAAUGGUAAAUACUGUACUGUACACUGCCUGGACAAAAAAAGGUCACCAUUUCAGGAGGGUAGCUAUUGUGCUGCAUCAAGCAAAGAAAACAACUAAGGUGAGAUUUCAAAUUACAGCAACUGGGUUAAGCAACCUUUCAGUCAUGAGAUCUAAUGAGUUUAGAUUGACCCUAUUCCCGAAACGGUGAGUCUGGCAGGGUGAGAGGGGAAGCACCAUGAAGCAAUGCACCCAAGCCUCUGGAGGCAGUGGGAUGAUCUGGGGUCUAGACUCAGCAACGUUAUAUGGGGCCACGCUGUGAAAAUAUAUAUACUAUAAAAACUAAGUAUAUACCUUUUUUUUGGCCAGACAGUGUACAAUACUUAAUAAAUUUAGGAAGUGAACUAAAAAUAGCCAUAUAAACCUGAGAUAUUAAAAUGGUGAAAGAUUUAAUGUUUUUCAAUUAAAUUAAAGUAAAAUGUCGAUGAAGAUGAAGAUUCUCAAUUAUCCAGGUGAGGUUACCUGUUAAGUUAACUGGACUUCAUUCUUGUCCAACUGACAUGACUCAACUUCCCGAGAAACAUUAAAGUAAAUGUUGGUUUCUGGAAAGGACUUCAGAUAUUUCUUGAUGUGCCUUUUCAGUGUGUCACUAAUUUUGACAACACAAAGCAUAAACCAGUAAAUGUGCACCCCUGGAUAAUGAGCAUAUUUUCACUUAAAUGUAAUUUAAAAAAUAUAUAUUGUAUCUGUUAAAAAAAAUAUGUUGAACUUUGUGUUUAAAACACAGCAAAAUAUUUGCUUAGCAAGUGAAAAUGUCUUGAAUAUAAUGACAUUUAUUUAAUAUUUUUAAUCAGAACAUUAUUUUAUAACAAACCAAAUACAACAUUAUCAACUUUUUCUGGGACAAGGGUGGCUCUCGGGUGCUGGUCAGAGGGUUGGGGGUUCAAGUUCCGCCACUGCCAAAUUGCUGCUGUUGGCCCCCUUAACAAGGCACUUAACCCUAAGGCCCAUACAAAAUCACACUGGCGUUGCCGAUCUCAAAGCCCGGCACUGCAAAACUACCAUAGCUGCAGAAAUAACAGAACUUGUCACUCCAUGUGCUCAACAAUACACAGAAAAGGCAAAAAAAUAUUUAUAUAGAGAUAUUUCCAGACAAUUUUACUCCAUUUGGAAUUUAAAACAUUCCAUUGGCAGAUGGUUUUGCUGAGAUUUAUAGAAGGAAGACAGACAGUAGAUAUAAAUAUUUACAGCACAAAGUUUGAAAUUUAGGGAAAUAUUUUAAAUAAUAAUUAUUUCAAUAAUUAUAUUCAGUUUUAUUGCAACCUAUAAUAUUUUUACUUGCUACAAUGAUGUUUUUUUCCAGCAUGGUCAAGAAUAUAUCCACCAAUGUUAACUAGACCUGUCAUGAUCCUCUCAAAUAUUUCCUGAUCCUUUUGGACUCUCCAUGACAGAUGAUUGAAACAUUCCAGCCUUCUGCAAGAUUUUCUAGAUAGAUAAAUAUAUACAUAUAUUAUAACCCCAGUUUUGAUCUUUUAAAAUGAUCUUUAUAUAAACUUUGUGAGGGAUACUGUAUUUCUGUGGCUGAUUCUUUGCUUCAUAGCCGAUCGUGUUUAACCCAUCAGCUACGAACACAUAGAGAGCUGGUCCUAAACAAAACGUUUUAGUUCAAAACAAGUGAGAUUGGACCCCAAGGCUUUUAUUGACUUCUUCAUUUCAUGGCUUAGCUUCCCAUAAACGAAUCUACUGUGCCUACUGACAUUUCUGAGAUCAUUUAGUUUUGAAGCAUUGUCAAACUGUCACGCAAUUUCCCUUGAUCUUAAUGAAAAUAUGUAAGAAAAUGAAAGGAGCGUUCAAUCCGCUAACUAUUCUGGCCUCCAUCACUGUCUUUGUUGUGACACAUCUCAGAUCAGAGAUUAAUCCUGCUUUCAAUCCUGCUUUGAUUUACUCUGCCGCUCUGUUUGGCUCCAGGAUAAAAAACAAACAAAUAUAUUUGUAUGCUGUAAAUGAAGGAAAUACAAUGUAUGAAAGAUUAUUUUUGCCAUUUUUUUUCUUUUCUCUGUCUAAUAAAAAAUAUGGAUACUG